UCGUUGCGGCGUGCGGCGCUACGUGCUCUCUAAACAUUGUCAGACCCUAUCGGUCCGGGGUCGGUCGCGUGUAACAGUCAUUGCGGGUGGUCAGGAAAGUGGCCGUCGGUGUUGCCACUCUCGUCUGUCACGGUUUCGACUGCGGUCGAGGUGCUGAAGUCAGAAUUUGAUUACGGUUCUGGAUCGUGAAUCGAUUCGCCUUCGUCCUAAUGGAGUGUCUGUUCUAGCGUAUUGACAUGGGUACGUUCAGUAUUUCGGCAUCCAGAUGCGUGGUACGAUUUUUGAUUAAAGGUUCUGCUGAUAAAUCAUUACUGGAACCCUGGUGAUUUGCCCCCGAAUGGGAACGGUUAUGUAAAAGCUCUGCGUAGGCUUUUCAUCUGCCCCCACGAAGGGCGUUAACAGCGUCGAUUGUGAAGCAAGAAGAGCGAAGAUUCGAACCGUUCAAAGUCCAAUUUAAUUAAAACUGCACGGCACGGAAAAGUUUGUGUGCUCUGCUGCGGCCACACUGGCAGGCGAAAUUUGUUCAGCGGUUCGGUUCGUGCUUACUAGAGGUGGAAUAUCGAAAAGACGAGAAUUUUCAAUUGUGAAGUAAAAGUUACUACAAAGGUAAACUUGCCACGACGGCGUACCGCCGCUCGAAGCGGCAUUGGAAACAAGCUGCACCUACAUGGGAUAGCAUAAUGAUAACGUGCAAGAUCCGGGUAAACUUUAGUGGGUAGGCGGUCGUAGUUUUCACAAGAAGAGAGACCGUUUCCCAGUUUUGGUGUUUGUGAGUGCGCUAGUUAGUGGUUCGUAAACAGAAGAAAAAUAAUACCAACCAGAACAGUUCCCUAACAGUGGGAACAAGAAGGGAUAGUUUGGGUGAAUAAGAAAAUAUUAGUUAGCCAAAAAGCGAGGCGACGCAGUGAUCCUAUUCUGGAAGGGAUUUUAAAGUUAGAUUGGCAUUAUAUCGACAUUAUAUCGGCUCCGGUGGAUUAUAACCGGUGGAGUUGCUGCUGGCUGGAAUAGUCCCCUAGCUUUGCUGGCUCCGCAUGGCCACAGCCUGCCGAAACCAGGAGGUGUGAAAUAAAACAAAAGACUAACAGGAGGAAGUUACGAAAACUCCGGACCGCAGCGGCAGAAGUACCUCGGGGAACUAGCGGCGCUCUCCCGGAGGCUUUCAGAAAGCAAACAUUUUAGCGCUUGUUGAAAGUUUUCCUGCCCGUCUCCGGUGCUAUCGCAUUUCAACCAACCUGUGAUGGAAGAAAAACAUUCCGGGAAAUAAGGAGAAUAGAUUGUUUUGUGCACGCGCGCUUUCCUCAGGCAGAGUGGGAGAAACAAAACAUACUUCGUCUCGAAGAUAAAUGGCGUGCAAAAGAUAAACGAUGGGCGAAAACUUUUUUCGAUGACAGGAUUAGAGGCAAGUUUUUACCUAAAUUCACUCCUAGCAACUAUACCGGUGGUGAAGAUGAUGAUGAUGAUGAUGAUGAUGAUGACGAUCACGGUGCGGAGAAACAUUCCGGUUUCGGUGUUCAGCCGACCACGCCCUAGUGAUCUGCCACAUUUGAGUUAAUUCACUUCUCUCAAUCAGAGACAAAGCCAACGCUGUAAAAAAAAUAACAGGACGUUCUCGUGUGUGGGCUAACUCUUACAUGUGCCACCUAUCUGAAGAACGUGGCUGCAAUUCUGAAAUUUUUCCCGACUCUAAGCCGUGCAAUCAAAACAGAAUUUUUCCCAACCAGAGGCAAAGCGAGGUUUGCCGGAAAAGUUUCCAUGACCUCUGCUCCCUCCCCUGGAAGUUACUCGUCGCGGCAUAGUCAUCUGUAACGGAUGUUCCACCGAUGGGAAACAGUAACGGGCAAGGUUGAGAACGAACAACCGUAACGAAAAAAAAGUUAUCGCUCUUGUUUUUGCUUGCCUACACGACGACAGCCGCCGACAGAGGAAAAACUUGUGCGAAUGUGCGUAUUUGCCACUUCCUAAAACUCGUAGGCGAAAAUUGUUUCCCUCCCCCCCUACCACCAAACAAUUGGUCAUCUCGCGCUGUUGGCAGCAGAGUCUAGGAGCAUGUGUGCAUGAUUCGGGACUAGCGCCAAGUUUGAAGAUCAAAAGAAAAAGUGACAGAAAGUGAAGCUGUUAACAUUGUUUUUUUUUUUUGUUCCAUGCUGGCCCGGCUGCUGCUGGUUCAGUGGUAUGUAUGGUGUGCUGUCGGAAAGAUAAAUAUCAAUUGCCAGGGGUGAAAAAGCGAGAAAACGACCGAGCAUUAAGACACUACAUACUCGCAUCGCAUCUGCCGAGUAAAAGAGGAAGAAACAUUUUUCCUUUCCUAAUAAGUGUGUCCGGGAGUGUAUCAUUUGGGGCCAGAGCAAGUGGGCGUGUGUAAGUGAAAAGUUUCGUUCGGGGAUGUCCCGGUGGAUCCGAAUGCCGUCUCCCGGCAGAAUGCCUUGUAGCAGCUUAUGGAUUGCCCUGGCACUGCUGGUGCUGCUGUUGAGUGCAGAGCUCACGUGUGGCAGCAAUAGGGUAGAGGACUACCAAAUUCAAAAAGGUGAACUGGCGGGUUCCUCGCGUAAAUUCCGCACCGACUUUCUUCAGGAGUGGCCGACGCCAGGGACGGGGCCUUACUUCGACACCGCUUCGAUUCCAUCCAACAUCACCGGUCUGGUGGGCAAAACUGUACUGCUAAUCUGCAAGGUGAAAAACCUUGGCAACCGGACGGUGUCCUGGGUUCGGCAUCGGGACAUUCAUCUGCUGACGGUGGGCCGGUACACGUACACCUCCGACCAGCGCUUCGAAGCGAUGCAUUCACCUCACACCGAAGAGUGGACCCUGAGGAUACGAUACGCCCAGCGGAAGGACUCAGGUAUCUACGAGUGUCAGAUAUCGACAACACCUCCGAUUGGACAUUUUGUCUACCUGACGGUAGUAGAACCAGUGACAGAGAUUAACGGUGGGCCUGAUUUAUUUAUCAAUCGUGGCUCGACAAUAAAUCUCACCUGUAUCGUCAAGUACGCUCCCGAGCCGCCACCGGCUGUCAUCUGGAAGCACAAUCGGGAUGACAUCAACUUCGAUUCGCCUCGAGGUGGAAUUUCACUGGUCACCGAGAAGGGUGUGCUAACAUCCAGUCGGUUGCUAGUGCAGAAAGCGAUACCAAGCGAUUCCGGGCUGUACACGUGCGAGCCCUCCAAUGCCAAUCCAGCGUCGGUCCGGGUGCACAUUCUGAAUGGAGAACACCCAGCGGCGAUGCAUCACGGCAUGUCGACCAUCCUGGCGGGACCCAGCUUGGUGGUAUUUGUGCUCUCCUGUGUACUACUCUACUACCACCACAGCAUCCGGUGGAAGCACCCACUGACGUAGUAAUCUAUCUAUAGGCACCAUAAAAUCUCCUACUACUGUACUUUCACUGUCAUACUUUUGUACAGCCACCAACUGAAACAGCAGAAAAAAUAGAAGCAAAAAUUUUCGAAGAAGAGUCGAUUUUCAUCCAAUUACCGAUUAUACUACGACAUCCCUAAAAAUAGGUAACGAAACGAAGAAAAAAAUGCAGCCCAUUUUAGUCCUCUCUCUGGAACGAGGAAACUGUUGAGCAUCCGUUUAGAUGUGUCAAAAAUCUUAGGAAAUAGGAUAAAUAUUUAAGCAAAGUUUUUAUAUACAUACGUGCGUGUGGAAAUGAUAGUAAGCGUGCAUUAAAUGCUGCCUAAAGCAGCCGCAAAAAUUCAUAGCGCCAUGUGGGUGUUUGGGUGUGUGUGAUGUGCCCCAGAGACCGAGAUCAAAGCCGAAACGAGUGCAAAUGAGCAAAUGUUUGCCGAUAAUUUGUUUUCCAUUUCAAUAAAGUGUAAAAUCGAAUUAAAAAUACUAAACAAAAGAUGUCCACGAACAAAGGAUGGUUACUCAUUAAAACGAUCAAUUACAUGCAAUUAAUUGAAAGCAGAGAAACAGUCGGACCCGGUGUGGUCGUGUUGUUGAUGCUGUGAAUGUACAUGUGUGCGUGAGAGUGUGACAAGCGAGGUACAUAGAUUGGAUGUGCGUGACUUUUAAUUUAAUUUGCGAUCCCAGAGUGACGUGUUUGCGGAAAAGAGGGUGUGAUAAUCCCACCGUUCGCACGCGAGACACACGCUGUCAAAUGUCAUCACACGUCAUCGCGCCAGACAUACUUAGAAUAAUUUGCUGUCUAUCCUGUUUUGCAGUACCCUUGAGCAUUCCCAGUAUACUGCUUGUUAACAUCAUCGGGAAAACACAUCGUAUAAGUUCCAUACAGAAUGAUUGCAGUUUUAAUCAAUCGUUGAAACAUGAGUGCGUCUGUCUGUUCGGCACCAGGAGCCGUUAAACGGUGUAUAUCAUAUAUGCACAAUUAAAUCAGAGAGAUGUGUUGGUGCUGGUGUUAGAAUCAAUUCGUUUGAUAAUUACAAUUUGUAUUUUAUUAUGUUUGCGAAUUAUCGAGCCAGGAUUGUUACAUUUUUUUUUUCAUGUAUCUGCUUUUAUAUAUACUGAUUGAAACGUAAUUUGAUUUCGAUGAAAAUAGCUUUCCCAGCGGUAAUAUGUCAGAAUCAUGCGAACUGCAUCGGUGCGGAUGGAUUAAUAAAUAACUAUGGAUUACUAAAUAACUAUAUUUUUAUUUUGCGAUUAGUUUACACAAUAGCUAUUUAGUAACAAUAUUUAAAGCACUUUGAACGUGCAAGUUUAGAUAUGAUUAGAGGUGCCACCUAUUCCUAUUAUUAUUUAGUUAUGAAAAUUUGUGAUCAUUUGAAUAGGUAACAUGUUUAAAAGGUGAAAGCUUAUGCUCUAUUUUCUGUUUCCAUAAUUUCUCCCUCGUGUCAAAAAAUACUUUAUCAUAUUAAAACUUCUGGAAUUUUAACUAGGUUUUAUGCUUGUAAAAAUAUGCCUGUGAGACUGAAAAUUUUCUGUGUAGACUUUAUCCCUGCGAACAGAAAUGUUAAUCUAUUGUAAUAUUAUUGCGACAGUGUUUGCUGUAUUCCACACUUCUAUAUUAAUAAGCGACAUAAACACAUCAUCGGUCAAAUAUUUGGUCACACAAGAAUGUGUGUAUCUUUGCCAAGUUCAAUAUGUACAGAAUAAAGGAAAAAUAUUGCCUCUAGUUCAAUGCGACGCGAGUUGCCAGGCCUUUCUCUAGACUCUUACUAUCAAGUCUUGUACAGCCUUUUUGGUCACUUUGUUCCGUAGAAUACCAGGUAACCUUGAACUAGAACUGCAUCUCGUUGACAACUUUCUUUCGUAUCAUUUUUAAGUUCCGCUUGACGAUAGCCCAGUAUUUUUAUUAUAGGGUGGAGCUCUGGAGUGUUGCGAGGGUCCAUGUCCGUUGGUGCCACUUUGUUCACGGCAUACCACUCCAUGGCCUUUUUUCCGUAAUGGCGAGAUUCCAAAUCCGGCCAAUACAGAACGGAACAACUAAGGUGGGGGCCUAUCUUGGUUGGUAACGUCUCCGUUAACCACGCUCGACGCCUGGGUUUGAAUCCCAACGCAGACAUAGGUGUCGAUAGUUAUGAGGCGGUGCGAUCAACUCACAACUAACCUAACUGGUCUAGAUUCAACCUAGCCGACACCGAAAGAUUUUCUUAGGCGAAAAUUCUCUGGGAUCACGCCAUCCAUCGCAUAAGGAAGUAAAGCCGUUGACGCCGGUCCGUUAAUCAACGGAUCGUAAGUUAGGGCUCUGGGUCGAUUCGCCACCCCGGGCGUCGGUGAUUGGCACAACAACAGUGACGGAACUAGACUGACGGAAAAUAAGCGAGAAUAAAAAAAAAGAACGGAACAACUGUGUUGCUUGAGAAAAGGUAACAGACGUUUUCUAAGGCAAUCCUGCACAUAAAUCUCCUGGUUGACGGAAUCUUUUGCGAAGAAAAUGUUACUCUUCAAACCACAGGGACAGAUGGCCUGCCAUUACGAUUAUUUUGAAAACUUCGACAAUUUAAUGAGCUUGAAACUUUCUGUCACCUUUCGUUUUCCAGUUGCCGUAUAAUAUUUCUGUCCAGGGAGCUGUUUAAAGUUUAUCUUGACGUAAGUUUCAUCAUCCUGUAAGGUAAGGGCCCCACAUAUCGCCCUGACCCCACAAUUCGCCCACCCACUAAUCAACCAAUAGUAUACGGGGUUGGUUAUUGAAUAUGCCAAAUAAUAUUUUAUUUUCAAUCUCAGCUAUUAUUUUUUUAUGUUUGAACACGAUUCUAAGAGUUGACACUAUAUUGCGAACAAUAAAAAAUAGGUGGGCGAAUUUUGGGUACACGGAUGAAAUGGGCGAAUUCUAGAGUCGUUACCCUACCACGCAAUAAAACUUCAUCAGCAACUUCACGUACAGCUUUCGCGAUCUUCGUCUGACCGACUUGUUUUGCUUAUCGUCACCAUUUGGAGUCACCAUCUUUUCGUCAAUCGACAGUUCGUUUUUAAGCUAGAGUCACAGUUGUAGACGAUACUCCAAGCUUACUUGGAACAUCCUGGACAGAAACGUUGGGAUUCCGCUUGAAACUGAUGGUCACUCUUUUCGUCGUUUUUGCGGUCUUCGGAUUUUGAUUUCUCUCUGAUCCUGUUUUCCAAGCACUUUAAUUACGGUGGUUUCGGUUAAUUUGGUCACAUUCAACAUUUUUGUCAACAUGGCGUGCGAGUAGUUCGGGUUUUCGCGAUGCGCGAGCAUAAUUUUAAUACGUUGCUUCUCUUGCUUCGACGCCAUUUUCACAACUGAAGAACAAAUGUCAAAAUUCAAUAUAAGGCAUCAUCUCUAAAAUGAGGGGUGCUCGGUUUUUUUUUGUUUUUUUUUUUUCAAAUACGAUAAAAAUAAUACGACAAAUUGAAGUUGAUGAAUACUUGACCGUAAUACCCUUCACUUUAUAGUGAAAAAAGUGGAUUUAAAAUUCACCGCGCACUGGAGAAGGCUUGAUCGCUGCGUGAAGCAAUUUUUUGUACCACACUUCUUUCUUCUACUUUAUUCUAUGCUUCUGCCGCUCGCAGAAAAAAUAAGUCACUUGCUACUUACACUACAACUGUGUGCAAUUUCGACCACCAAGAAACCAGCCAUGCUGGGGUUGAUUCUCUUUUGGACUGCGGAACGCACGUCUUACCUUUACUUCUGUCAGGAUGCGAAAGAGGAAGAGACCACGCGGUGCGAGAUUGGAUCGGACGAUGCAGGGUUGAGUAAAAGCUGAAAACGAGCGAAAUGCUAGUGGCAGGGCUGUGUCACAUAGCCAAGGUUAAUAUAUUAUAAAACCAACUACUCACUCAGUGUGCAAAAAACGUUUGAUAUAAAGAAGGAUUGCAUUUCCCAUCCACGCAACUGAACGAAAUAAGAGUAGGUCCAAUGAGAGUACACAGAAGUACACCGCAGUGCGCAGGUAAUACAUCAGAGACAACUUGGGUUUUCUCGUAAAAGAAUGUGAUGCGGAGUGGCAUCCAGAUUUUUUUCCAGUUUCGAGAUCCAAAGCAAACACAAUCUACUUUCCUACCCACAUACCUCCGUUUUUGAGAUAUUUUGAACUCAAGUUUGGAAAUUUCCAGUUGCCUAUGCUAUCCUGGUUUUUUUGUAUGUUAUUUGUGGUUUUCUAGGCGAAAACUGGAAUUUUUUGAAAAGUACGGUCAAUAUACCAUAACUUAUUUUACGACAGUAAGAAGCUUGCAUAAAUAAUUUUAGAAUAAUUUUCGUCGUUUGAAUUAUUCAACUCAUAAUCCCCGUGAAUGUGACUAACUUCUAACUUCUGAAUUGUUCAUCCAUUCUCUUUGUGCAGGCGAACUGCGUGGAAAUUGGGGCAAAAACCAUACAAACAUUGAUAUUUGAAAUCGCCGUCUACUGCGCUGCUUGCUGCUGGUCGUUCCAGUUUUCAGUAAAUCAUCCUCUUGCUACAGUGAUCGGGUAGCAAUGAAGAUUAAAUUUCUGCAUGCUAGCUUUUACACGUAACUACUGAGAGUUAUACUUCCGGUAAGCAGACUUGUUAUUCUCUUGAACAUUCGGAAAGAGCAGAAUGAAUAUUCACCGCUCAUUUAUUCUACAGCAUGAGCGCUGCGUAUUGCAAUUGUUUGCACCACACUCCUUUCUUCUUCUUUGUCUAGGAUUCUGUCGCUCACAGGAAAAUUAACCCGUUAUCGGUCGUAAGGAUUUAUGCACAGAAUCAACCAAACAAAAUAGAACUCAUAUACACUUAUUGUUUAAAGUAAAUAGUCGUAAAAAUUCAAAAUAGUGUGGCUAACUAACCAUUUCUGUCAAAAACGUUGGUGGCAAUAAAAUAAAACGAUCAUGGUUGUAAAAAUUGGUGGCAAUAUAGUUAGCACUAACCGAUAAGAGGUUAACACACAACUGGUUGAAACACGAGUGGUGAACCACUCUAGUGAGAAUACACACACAGCACUGCUUAGAUAAAAUCGAUAACAUACGUCACCUAAUUUCCUACCUAGAUGCUCCCUUCAUUUGAUAUAUUCUUAAGAGACACACAGUAAAAGAAGUGCAGUAAGUUCUGUUGUGUAGUUAUUGUGCGUAAUGUCUUUUCGUGUGAGAAAGCUUACACCUCUUUAGUAUCUGUUUGAAGAAAUAUUUUAAAUUUCUCAGCGAUGUUUUUUUGCGAUUCGCUGGUUUCUUCAACCAAGUGCGUGAGAGCCAGAGUUGCCAAUGUUCCAAUUAAACUGGAUUCUUCCAUUUUUUUUCAAGUGAUCCAGUCAAAAGUUUAAUCCCAAAAUUAUACAGUUUUCUAUAUAUGUUUCAGUUUAAACCAGAUUAUUUAUUCACUCAAGCUACGAUUGAUAUUUGAAUAUAUUUUUAAAGAUUUUUUAGAUUGAUAUAUUUUUUUUAACAUUUUUUUAUUCCUCACAGUAUUUUCAGUAUUUUAUCCUCUCGCACGAAAUACGGCCAAGUUAAGUACUGCAUGGCAUGGUUGAGAUAAAAACAAAAAAUAGGUCUUACCAGAUCAUGAAAAAAAUCUUCCGUUUGUUUCCUGCUGCGUAGCAAUUUAAGAAAAAACUUUCCCCUGUAGAAGACUGAACCACUGCGACCAUUUUUUGAUCUAUUGUGGUAUCAAAAAUUAAUUAGUUUUUUAAGAGAUUGCUAGAAACAACUGAAAUUUUAACUUCACUGAUGUUACGUAAGAAAAUUUUGCAGCAGUACUUUUGUUAAAAGAUAAUGUAAAUGAAAAAACUUUAUUUUUCUAAAUUUGAGAUAGAUUGAAUGGGUAAUUUUUUGGGGAAUUUUCCAGUCCAUAAUUUUAACAAAUUGUAAGCUCGAAACGAAACAGUUUAAAUUAAAAUGAGUAAUUGUUUACGAAGUGAUAUCUCUUUUUUUGCUUUAUUUUAAACUUAACUGAACAAUUAAUUUGUUUGUAAUUUUUUAAAAAACUUUCGAAUCCAGUUUUUUCCAGUUUAUUUUCAGAAUUCUUCCAGUUCAAUCAAAAAUUUGAUUAGCAUCUCUGUUGAGAGCAGUUGUUUUCUCAUUAGAAGAUAUUCUCCUACACGCUAGUGGUUCUCUGAGAAGAAACGACAAGCCUGCCGGUGAACGUAUCGUUGUGCACUCGAGCUAGUAAAACAACAACAAAUCGUUUACAAAAUCAAAUGGUUUAUAUGAAGGGAUUUGCAAUAAAAACGCUACAAAAGUAGAACGGGGAUAGCGACAGCCAACGACGCCAUAUUUUUUCUCGUUCUUGUGACAUUUCAUAAUUGAAAGAUAGACGAUCCAACAACGAAUCGAGAUUAUUAAAAUUUACUACCAAAAUUCUGAGUCGGCGCUACGUCCAAUCAUGCUUGUCUUUUCUCCUCAGAAAACCUCUACAGUGCAGGAGAACAUCUUCCACUGCGGAAACAACUGCUGUCACACUAAAGAACAAAUCACGGCUCAUGCUAGAAGAGAGCGACAAACGAUUUUCAUCUGUUGAGCUACCUGAACGCACUGCGGUGAAAUCUGAAAGCUCUCUCUUGCGAGACAAUGAACUAUGGUGUACUUUCUCACACGUGUGGACAUCACACACAAUAAUUACACUGCAGAGCUAUCUGCGGUGCGUUUCACAGUUGGUUUCUUGAGCAUGGCAGAAGAGGAAAAGAGAUUGGGAGAAAAAAAAGACUGCGUUGCUCGUGCCGCUCGUGUCGGUCGAAUUUACUCUGGUGGAAUUCGUUUUCGCAGUGUAGCUACACGAGGACUACAUUUUUGCCCGGAGGGUUUUAUUUCACCUUCCGGACUACUCGCCAGUGGACACUGUUGUGUACUUCUGCGUUUUCUCUGUAGAGUGAUUCACCCCUCUUGUUUCUAUCAGAUGUGGGGUGAGCUGGAGGUGCGCUGGUCUCUCUGUACUCUGGUUGAGACACUUUGGAGUGGAGAUAGAAACAGUGUGAUGAAAGCAUUUGCUACACGCAGGCACAUACUGGCAGGGAAGUGCGCGGUGAAUUUUUUCUCCUCUCCUUUCACAUACUGGGGAGAAUGACAAGCACGCGUCCAAUUAAUGAUCGUUAUAAUCGUCCUGCAAUAUCAACAACCAAGCAUCCAGAGGAAAAAUAUAAAUCCACAGCCACAGUACUGUCCCGACUUAAAUAUAAGCGCUCAACUCCUGACAGAAUUGUCCAUGAUUGCUAGAUUUUCAAUUUGCGCCCCCAACUUCCAUAUCGACUUAGACGUCGUACACAAAUUACAUAACACUAAAAAUCUAGAUUUAAGACCCUCUCUCCGCCCUAUGUAACGAUAAUUACCGUUCGAUUUUACUCCCCUAACCCCUCUCCAAAUUUUCAAUUUCGGACAAACAUCAUAGAUACGUAACUGUCUCUACUACCCUCCCCUCCCCCCUUGUAACAAUAAGUAACACAGACACAACCCCUCUCAACCCCCCCCCCCCCUUCAUGCGUUACGUAAUUCGUUACGACGCCUUAUACCUACAUCAAAUAUAUUUAUCUAGAAAUCAUUCAAAAUAUUGUCCAUUACUAGCCACAACUUUGUCCUAUCUUUCUGCCAGAGCUCGAACAUCUUUACAAUGAAAGUGUUCGUAUCUUAGGACCAUGUCCCAUCGAACAAAACAUGUAAUAAUCGGACGACGCAAUAUUUGGGAAAUAUUACGUGUGCGGUAGGACUUUCCAUUUGAGCGUUUCUAUGUAAGUUUUAACGACUUUGAGAAUAUGAGCCUGAGCGUUGUCAUGCAGUAGAAUCACUUUUUCAUGCCUCUGCUCGUAUUUUGACCGUUUUUUGCACAUUAUUCCGUUUAAUCGCAUCACCUGAAGUCAAUUUCAAUUCCCAAUGAUGGUUUCUUUCAGUUUCAACAGUUCAUAAUGAAUAACACUGACCUUGUUCGCACCACAUACCCGUACACGCAUAACUUUCGCAGUGUGUAUAUUCGGCCGAACAUCGUCAGUUUCUUUGAGCUGCUGUAAUGGAUCAAUACUUCAUCACCCGUCACGAUGCCACGAAAUGGCUCGACAGGUAACUUUCAAUACCGAAACAUGCUGUUUCUGCGUUUGCAAGUCUCUUGUCAAGCAAUACCUCCAAUUCAGCGUCUUCGGAGAUUUUUGGCCUUUUUACGUCGAAAUUAUCGUCUUUAAAGCGACGAAAACAAUAACGACGGGUCUACUAAGAGCAGCAUUUUUAUAAAAACUCUCGCUGCGCUUUAGUCGCCAUUUUCUUUGAAUGAAAUGAGAAAAUUAACACUUCCCGCAGAUGACGAUUUUGUGGCACAAAAUCAGACAUUUUUAACAACUAAGUAUGUAUAUAAUGCCAUAAAAAACCACUAACUUAUCUAAGCCACAGAUAACAGAUAUCCAAGCUAGAACAAAAAACUCCAGGAAUCGUGUGUAAGAUUUCCAAUUCUUACUCGUUUGGAUUGCUAACGACAUCUUUCUACAACUUGCGACUUUAAACACUUCGGUGAUGGCAGCGCUGAAUUACGGUCAGAGUCGCUGUUUUUGCAACGAUAUAACACCGUUUUUUGAGGUUUGUGUUUUUUCUCAUGUCAACACAAAAACAAACAAAUUUAUCGCUAAUAUAAACUGGUAUUGAAUAAAAAACGUCAACCGUUCUUAUUGCAAUAAUUUUAUCGAUUAUAAUAAUUACUAUCGAUUUUAUCGAAUCAUUGACCACUAAGUGUUCUUAGCGCCACCAUACUGCAUAUUGCGACAGGCUAAAAAACCGUUGCGUCUUUUAACACAUGAAGCAAAAUUAGCUUGGAUGUCUGUUAUCUGUGUCUAAGCGGUCCAAUCAACCAGCCCACAUUGUUUCCAAAACUGUAAAAACGUGAUCGAAGUUAUUUUGACCCAAAAAACUUGAUGUUAGAGCCACAUUAUCUUCAGUAAAGUUGUUCCAUCAAUUAUUCUCCAUAUUAUGGAAGUUACAUUUUUGUUAUCAAUCCACUUAACAGUGAAAACCGAAAUUUACUUUUUUCAGUUUUGCAUAUAAAAAUUCAUCGUGUUGGGCAAAGUUGCAGCACAUUUCUUAAGAAACAACUUUGUCAAAGACAUCAUACUUAUAUCUGUCUAUUUAAAUGGACUUAUGUGGAGUUUUCUACAGAAUGCUACUAAAAAUCAGUUUGUUCAAUAUAACUUUAAGUAGUGAUUUUCUACAAUUUUUCAAUGUUCUAUAAUAUUGUUUGCUGUAACAAAACAAACAAUUUCUGCGAAGAAAGUCUAUUUUUUUAGCAUGUAUACCUGGUACAAGGCGUGAUUCAUGCGUCUUCGCCACACUCCAUCUUCAAGUUUACCGCCAAGUAUCGAUCGCAGAACUUUACGCUCAAAAACUCCGAGCACUCGUCGAUCAGCUUCCUUCAGCGUCCAUGCUUCAUAUCCGUACCGGGAGUAUCAGCGUCCUAUACAGCGCUAGUUUUGUGCGAGUUUGCAAACUACGGGACCUUAGCUGGUUAUGUAGUCCGUAGAAGGCCCUGUUUGCAGCUGCAGCUCUUCGUUUCUCUUCACGGCACAUGUCACAUGUCCGCUUGUGACAUGACCAAGAUAAACCAAGAUGGUGUUAAGCAACAAUAGCCAGAGCCUACUAUCGCAAAAAUAAAAUUUGUAACUUUUUUGUUUCUGCAUAAAACUUAAAGUCUUGAACAACGUUGUAGAUAAUUUCAUUACAAACAACUUUGCUAACGAAACUGUGUCUCUAUGUACUGCAGAUUUAAAAAAACUUAAGUUGCGUAUGACAAUGUCCAUUAAUUUGUUUUUUUGUGCUUCUAACAUUUUUGUUUGAUUUUUUUUUUUCAAAAUACAAGAGAUCUAGAUACAUAGAAUACAAGAGAAUCUAGAGAACUUUGCGCUAUAUCAUGUUUUAAAAAUUUUAUGAAGACACUAUGCUUAGAUUCCUUUUGGUUCAGAAGAUAUAAGCAUUUUUAACAAUAAUUUACCCCAAUUUCAACUGCAGAUUAGAGAAAAACGGGGACGCCCAGACCGCCAUUUUAAAGCUUCAAGUUAGUACUACAAAAUGGUGGAAGAGUUACUCGUCCGACUCGUCACAGUUUGGAUAACAAGCUUUAAACAUUUUUGUAGUUUGGCACAUUUUACCUUCAGCAUAACGAGAUAUCAUCAUAGUAAUACAGACGAUUUGUGUGUGCAUGUCGUGGCUAUUGUUGCAUAAAUCAUAAUGUGAGCAAUUUUAAUACAAAAAAUUGCUUCGAAGACGCUAUAGUCCAAAAUUAAAGCACUUAGACAUUACAGAAUUAUUCAAACCACUGUGCAGUUCCUUCAAUUUAUCGAUAGUACCGCGAGUAGAAUGAGCAGAAGCGUUGUCUUAGUGAAAGAACCCUUUUUUUACCAUGGCUGUUUUACCAAUCGAUCCAAUAAUGUACAAUAAAACUAUUAAUUGCUUUUCAUAUCAUGUCCAAAAUAAUCGAUGAAUUUUAUGCCCUACGAAUUCCCAAAAAUACCAACACAUUACCGACUGAUUGUUAUACUUUUGGGCGCUUCGCACAAGUCUCUCUAAGAAAACAGUCACUCUGCUGACUGUCGAUUGGAUUUAGGAGGGUAGUGCUGGAUCCAUGUUUCUUCUGUGGCGAUCAAAAACGCUUGUUAAAGGCUUGUCGAAAGUUUUAACUAGACAAUCCUUUAUUUUAUUCGCUGGUUAUACAGUCCGCGUUCGCGUUAAAAAAAGGUUUUUAUUCUUCUGUUUCAGCUAACUUUUUUCUCGGUUCAGUGUUUCCAGUGAUACCAUACAUCCGUUAUCAUGAAUCGCCGCAUUUUUUUCCUAUUGCGCGUAAUCAAUACCAGAUUCGCCGCCAAAACUUUUAAACUUUUUGACCAACUGUUAAGACGCGCGAUAACCAUCGCACGCACAGCUUCUUUAUGAUGAAAACAAAUAUUCAAGUAGUGCAAAGCUUGUUGAGAGCUUUAUAUUUGUUCUUGACGAUGCAGAAGUCAAAAAGCAUCAUCAUAUUUUUUAUUCUAUUUGAUGAUAAAAUUUUGAAGCUAGUCUGUGACUCUAUCUUAAUGAUUUCUCAAGCAACUUACUUUAUAUAGAUUGAAAAUUUAUCGUUCAAAUUGAUUCCAUAACCAGAAACCAACCCAAAACAAAACAUCGAUUCGUGGCAUCAGUUUCAAUGCAAUAGAGAGAUAAAUUUUGUAAAAAAUAGUUGUAAUACUUACUGAAGAUAAAGUUUCCAGUGAAUGCAUGUGAACUCAACAGUAGAGAAAAUCUGACAACAAAACAUACAACAACAACAAAAGUUGACGAACGAUGGCUGCUGCAGAAUCAACCACUACCUUAGGUUUGAAAACAAAACGGAUAUAAUUUCGAAAGAAAGCAGAUUACAACAUACAUUCACAAGUGAGGCUUAUGAAAUAUAACUAUUAAAAAAAAACUACAAAAAAAAACAAAAACCAUUUCCACAUGCACAGUAAAUGUAGGGAAAACCAUCUACCCAGCAAAUGUCAGCCAUUUAAAUCAGAGUGCAAUAGUAACUACUUCUCUGUCAGCGUCACCGGACGCGAUCUGUCGAAAAUCCGUAGAAACCGAACAAAGAAGAGAAUGAUAAGCCGAUUUAACUCUUGAACUUGUUGUUAACAUAUCAACCGAUCAACUCGGGUGCAUGUAUCUGAGCGUGUAUGUAGAUGAGCCGGUAUGAACGAAUUAAACUACCGAAUAAGCUACAAUAUUAUAGGUGGGAAAUUGGGUUUCACCUCGAACGGUGGAAAACGGAUUGUUUGAUUUUUCUGAAAAUCCCAUUUUAUGCAUGUUUAAAAUAUUUUUUCCAUGCUUUUGGUUAACAUUUAAACCAUCAAUUGCCCGGAUAAUCUAAUUUCGCAGAACAACGACCAGAACCAAAAAUUAAGCGCCCAUCAGGAGGGACUCGGUUCGAUGAUUAUAAAUUGUAGAUAAAUACCACAGAAAAAAAACACCCAUUUGAAAUUGUAAAGAUUCACAACCUGCAAACUGAAUGAAAGGAAAAGCAUGUCAAACGUUGCGUUGUUGAAUUGAACCAAAUUUUAUGAAUCCGUUUUUUUUUCUCGCAAAACAUGAAAUUACUGUUAAAACAGAUAGAUAAAGUAUGAGUGGUGAGGAUGUGUACAAACGGAACAAAACUAGAGCAAAAAUUUUACAGUAUAACGAAGCGAACUAGCGAUCAUUCAUUCCAUGUAAGAUGUACCUAGCCAAGGGAGCUAGGUUUGAGGAUGAGGGUAACACUCAAGUGCACAGCACAGAUAGGGAAAUACGAAAAGUUAGCGACCGGUCGAACAGGUAUAAAUCUGGAAGUUGACGACAUUAAACGGUACGCUGCUUUAGCGAGAGAAGCAAAUGUUGAGUGAACUUGCCAUGUUGUCAGCUUCAAGUUACAACUAACUUUGUAUUUAAAAAGUGUAAACAAAUUGAAUAAAAAACUGAGAAAAAUUCUAA
Messenger RNA from Wyeomyia smithii (pitcher-plant mosquito), 15745 nucleotides. RefSeq names its product zwei Ig domain protein zig-8-like. Gene Ontology annotation, cellular component: neuron projection membrane. Gene Ontology annotation, biological process: synapse organization. The record is from RefSeq and is a predicted model, not a curated record. Lineage: Eukaryota; Metazoa; Arthropoda; Insecta; Diptera; Culicidae. Bases 2383 to 3333 code for a protein of 316 amino acids. The transcript is spliced from 8 exons.